Molecule: messenger RNA, 3861 nt
Organism: Xenopus laevis (African clawed frog)
Lineage: Eukaryota; Metazoa; Chordata; Amphibia; Anura; Pipidae
Gene: armh4.L
Product: armadillo-like helical domain containing 4 L homeolog
Exons: 8
Coding region: 266-2290 (674 amino acids)
Source: RefSeq, a predicted model, not a curated record
CGCAUGCGCGUUACCAGGCGGGGUUGCAUGGGCAGCAGUAGUGAGCCGGGGGAGCGCACAGAUUGAUUGUUCACCUGCCCCUCUCUAGAGAAAAGAAGCAGCAGCCUGGGCGGAUCCUGUAGCACAGACAAGAGGGGCUCCAGUUGUUGGAAGGAGAGAAUGGGGCUGGGUGCAGGACGGGCAUAAAUAUCAUGGCACAUUGACGCGCUGUGGAGUCUAACUGGCUGAAUUCUGCCAUUUUGUACGUGUUUUGCUACUGCCUGACAUGAAGGGAUCUCAGCACACUCCAAUAUAUUUGGUGCUUUGCACCGUUCUUCUAGGAUCACCAGUAAUCACUGGGUUCUCUCUGCAUAAACUGAUGGUACGGGAGACAGAGGAUGGGCUGGAAACUGCUGAGCAUUUUGAUGGCUUAGAUGAAGAUAAUAAUCAGAGCUUCCAAGCUAAUGCACAGGAAUAUCAGCUGACAACACCAUCUACAGUGACCAAGGCUUCCCAGGGUAUAUCAGAUGGGGCUUCAAUAAAUAACACCUUUGGUGUAAAUGAACAACAUGGCAACCACAGCUUGUCUAAUAACAGCUUUGGGAAAGGUGAGAGCCCAGAGAUGAAUAGUUCUAGUCUUGCGGUUAUGCGCAGUCCCAGUGGGCAAGCAGAGACCUCGUAUGAAAAUGGAAUUCUCACCACAGCUGUUUCUACUAUAGAUUAUAUUAGUAAAGAGACUUCUCAGAGCAUGUCCACUGGACUAGAUAAAAGCUAUGAUGCAGAAGAAGAGGAUAAUAAAAAGAAAGACAAACCAAAAAGCUCAUUUCAGUUAAACACAAUGGAAAUGUUGACUACCAGUCCUAGGACAAGCAACAUUAAAACAACAGAUAGCCAGGCUAUUGUGUCUCUUUAUGAUAAUAAGCCAAUGGCAAUCUCUCCACUUAGCAGCGACUUAAAAAAUGAGAAUGGGUCAAAUACAGAGGCCAGCUCAGAAACUGAUGUCAAUUUAGAAAGCGCCUUAUCUGUAUACAGUAAUUUGGAAACUGUAACGCAAGUCAACCCAGAGAACAGAACUGCAGGAACGACUGUCCCACAGCAAAAUAAUGAAUGGGAUGAUACCAAAUUCUCCAAUUUUGCACCUUUAACAGUCACUGCGGACAAUACAUCAACGAAAGAUCAAAAUGUAACAACACCUAAGCCAGAAGCUCUAGUUGUUUCUUCGCCAACUUUUCCAGGCAUUGUUGCCCAGUCUGAAAAUAACACAGACCCUAAUGCAACACAGAGCGGUUCUGGUUUUAUGCCAGAAGAAAACCUACAAACUGAUUAUAGUGAACCGAACACAUCUGAGACUGUAAUGACCUCGAUUCAAGCAGGGAAAGCUAUGACUGAAGAGGAUAACAUUUCUACCAUCCUGCUGGACAGUACUGUUGCUACAAGACAAAUUCAAGAUUUUUCUCCUGCAACUGGAGAUGGCAAGGAGCAGGACACAGAACGCAGAGAAAACCCCAGUGGCACAACAGCCACUGCUUUUGUAAUUCAUUCUGAAACUGAAGAAACCAUCAUUGAGGGCUUUGACAGUGAAGGAGAGGAAACCGUCCCCCAGGAACCAGCACUGGAUUCUGUCACCCCACGCAUGGAAGUUGUGAAGACAAAACCUAAGGAUGGUGGCUCUCUGGAUAUUUCAGUUUCUACUAUUCUUCCAGCUGUGAUACCAGGAGAGGCAGAAAAAGUGACUCCAUCCAUAACCACACAGAUCAGCCAAGAGCAGGCCCCCUUCCCAAAGAGAAUCGAUGCCACAGAGUCCUACAGGCCUGGCAAACUUGAAUCAGAAGAGGGUGAUGAGCAGGAUGAAGAUGAAGAUGAUGAUGAUGAGGACGAUGAUGGAGAAGAAGAAGAAGAGGAGGAGGAAGAUAAAGACACCGAUUCAGCGGAUGAAAGUGUUGAAGGAGAUGCUGAUCUGCCUCCAUUCACCCUCCCAGGAAUAUCUUCCCAGGAGCCUGGAGAAGAUGAGAUUGGAAGAGGAGCAUAUCAUGUUCCAGAUGCUUUGGAAUGGGAACAGCAAAAACAAGGGCUCAUGAGAAGCUGGAUGGAAAAGCUGAAAGACAAGGCAGGAUACAUGUCUGGGAUGCUCGUACCAGUAGGAGUCGGCGUAGCCGGAGCACUUUUAAUCCUUGGAGCUCUGUACAGCAUAAAGAUCAUGAAUCGCCGCAGGAGAAAUGGCUUCAAACAGCAUAAAAGAAAGCAGAGAGAAUUUAACAGCAUGCAAGACAGAGUAAUGCUCUUAGCUGACAGCUCAGAAGAUGAAUUUUGAAUCGGACUGCUCAGACACUGGGAUAUUUAAAAACACUUUUGCAAAAGAGAAUGAAAUUCCUGCAAUCCCACUGCUAUCAGUCAGCUGUCUAACACCCUGUAGUGAUUACCGUGCAUUGGAAUCUAAGGCAUGCUGUCCUCUAAAUGAUGUUUGUUUUAUUACAACUGUGAAAUGACACGUGUAUACACUGCUCUUUGUGGAUAUGCAGAUUCCUUCUUGUGCAAAUGUGAUGCUUUAUAGGAAGUCUUUUUUCCCUAAUGAAUUACAUGGGUGUAGUCUAGUGAUCCAAAACCAGCAGCUCUGAACUAAAACUUCCAGCUUCUAAUAGUAAUAAUUACAGUUGUUCAGUAAGAGAGAGUUGCAUGUUGCAGAUCCUUGAGUCAUUUUACUGAACUGGAAAUAGAACAGUGACCCUUGAGAUAAUGUUAAACCAUCGCUCCAAUCAUCUCUCUGAUGGGAGUUGGAGUGCUGCUGCAGGUUAGUAACCCACAGUAUAUGGUGGGUAUUAGAAGCCUAGUAAAGAUUAUACAGACUGGGGAGUAGAAUCACCUUUAAGUCAGGUCUGGCAAAGAAUUCUGCUUUCCUUUUCUGGCUUCCCGCUGGCCUUCUUUUAAUGUAAUUUCUUUUUCUGUGGGUAAAGCUUGCUUGGAAUAGGUGCAGGUGGUGGGUCAUUGUAGGUAAAAAUGCAGGAUGAAGGUCUCUUGUAGUAUAAAAGAAGCAACACAGAAAUAGCCACAGACUAUAUUAUUAUUGGCAAAUUGAAUCAUGUAGUGUUGCUAUCCAUGGUGCACCAUCUGGCACAACACGGUAGUUCCUUCUUAUUGACAUCAUUGGCUGCAAGUAGUAUGUGUAACAUAACCAAUAUGGGCACAUAGUGUAGAAGACCAGUGCUUAAUGUUAUGUGUGGCUUAGUGUAGAUAGCAGGGUCCCAAUGAAGUCUCACAUUAAAUUGCUUCUGGGUUAGUGUAUUCAUUGGUUUAUCUGAGCCUAAAGGGGAUUGGGCCCAAACACUGUUCACCAUUAUAAUAUGUAAGGGGAGAAUCCUAGCUUGAUCACUAACUUCCAUGAAAAACGAGCCACAGUGAGGUUGCUUGGAAUUGUAGAGUAACAGCUGGUAUAAAGUAAAAAUGUCAAUACUAUAAUAUUGCACAUGCAACUAUGCAUUUUUGUGUGAAUAAAAUAUUCCUCUGGUAACUGUGUGGAGAAUGCAAAGAACAGUUUGUGCCCCUAUUAUUUAUCAAGCUUCUUUAAAGAUGAUAAGCAAUUACCCAAGAACAAAAUAAUCUGAUCAUGUGUUUGCAAUUUAGCGGCAUUCAGAAAUACAUGCUGCAUGGCAAAUUAAGGUGUAAACAACAAUAAGUAAGCACCAUAAGGGUCCUGAUACAAAGGCAUUUGAAUGUGAGUCUACUGAAAUUCAUGCUGAACUCCUCAAUACACAUAUAUUGCUUUUAUAUACUUUUGUUUUCAAUAUAAGUGCAGUCAGUUCAAUAUGCAUGUCAUAUUUGACUAUAUCCAGGCCAUGUAUCAAAUUAAUAGAAUGCAAAAUAUUGUGAUUUUUUUUUUUUUUUUUU